CUCUUCUUUCUCUCCAAACAUAAGGAGACAGUCAGUCUAGCUGAUGGAGAACAUACGUGGUCAGCAGAACCGGAGCCAUGAGCUCGCAACUCCUUCUGCCGUUUGACAUUUUUGUGGCUUUUUGAUUCAACCUGAUCACGCAGGAGGACCAACAACACACAAACGGAGAGCAAUACACUCUAUUUGCAGAACAAACACAUCUGAAAAAGGCUGUAGCUGAAUUGGAGACUGCAGCGACUCACUUGGAUGUUUGUUUGGCCACAGAUUUAACCUGAGCGUCUCGCUUUGGUGGGUCGGUGAGACUGUUUAACGGAGCACCAUUAUAGAAUCUUCUCGAAACGCCCAGUUUUGUCAAUCACAAUGAAAGAUGAUUUUGCAAUUGAGGAGGAUCUUCAGUCAUUUGGAUAUAAGCGGUUUGGUAUACAGGAGGGAGCUCAGUGUACUAAAUGUAAGAACAAAUGGGCUCUCAAAGCUGCUGUUGCCUUGCUGUAUGUGCUGUGUACCAUCUUGACCAUCACUGUAGCAGUGCUGGGUUACAAAGUGGUCCAGAAGGUGGAUGAUGUAACUCAAGGAGUGGAAAGUUAUGGUGGAAAAAUAAUAUCCAUGGAGACAGAUAUAAAAAGCCUUGAUGAUGAGGCAAGCGUGAAGUCUGUGAGAACUUCCUCUGAGCUGCAAACAUUUAGUUCUGGAUUAUUAGCGUUGCGCCGUACAUUAGCUGCAGUCACGCAGCAUGUCACCGACAAUGCUGUGGCCCUCAAACAGCUACAGACCUUCUCACAGGAUGUGUAUCAGUCACAAAACCAUCUACGUUUCCAGCUGAAGGACCAAACAUCAGAGCUGCGUUUUGUGAACACCACACUAUUCUCCAUCGCAGCGGUCACACCUGUGCUGCAGAAAAACACGGCCCGACUGCAACAUGAAGUACAAGAGAAUACGAAUGAGCUACGCGUGCUGCAGCUUACAGUAGACCGCCUCAAUCUCACUCAGACGCGGCAAGACGCUUUCGCCAUACUGCUGCAGAAUACUCUUGAGACUGCAGCCCAAAACACACAAAACAUGCGCAAUGAUGCACUAGCACUGAUGCGUGACACACAACUAGUUCGUAGUGAUGCCGACUGGCUGCGAGAAAAGAUACAAUAUGUGAAAAGAACUGAAGGCAAUGCAUCAAUACAGAUUCAAAGCUCUGGAGAAUGUCUUGAGGAGUUAAGUGCUCAGCUAUCAUCCAUAUCUUCUCAGAUUGUAAAUAUUAGCACGCUUAGCGAUGUUAAUACAGGAAACCUGCGGGUAUUACUGGACCAGCAGCUUGACUUUGGAAACCUAACUAGUGCACGAUUUGAUCAACUAGAAAAGCGACUGGACACGGUAGAGGAAGAAGUGGACCAGGUGACGGGUAACAUUAGCUACACAACACAGAUGCUCGGGGGAGUUAACAUCGAAUUGAGUGAAUUGAGGAAAUGCUCGGACACUCUCGGACAACAUUUUGACCUUCUGGUGGGUAUGAAUGGAAGUAUGGCCGAAGCGAGGACAGAUGCGUCAACACUGAGGUCUCUACAAGAUGACCUUGCGGCACGACUUGAUUCAGAGGUCACCAGCCUGUCAGUCCUCAUGGAGGAAAUGAAACUGGUGGACAGCAAACACUCUCAGCUCAUCAAGAACUUUACCGUAUUACAGGGUCCUCCUGGCCCAAGGGGCCCUCGUGGAAAUCAAGGUCCAACAGGUGAAGUAGGUUCUCCUGGAUUGAAGGGCGAAAGAGGAGAUAAAGGAGAGCCAGGUGUGGCUGGUCUUCGAGGAGAGAAAGGAGUGGCUGGAGCUCUUGGAUUCCCAGGGUUGAAAGGUCUGCCAGGACCACGUGGUGAACCGGGUUUCAAGGGCCCAAGAGGUUCAGGAGGCCGUGCAGGCCCGCCAGGAACCAAGGGAGAGCAAGGUUCUCCGGGACUACCAGGGAGAGAUGGUCAGCCAGGACCUCAGGGUGCUCAGGGGCCAGCAGGAGACCGGGGCCCAGUGGGCCCAGCAGGAGAACCAGGACACAGGGGCCCAACAGGCCCAAUGGGAGCCCUAGGACCACCAGGGCUACCAGGCCUCCCGGGCAAACUUUUUGCUGUGCCUGCACUACCAGUAGUCCUGCAAAGAGAGUUGCCCAAGAUUGAUUCUCAGGCAGGUAUGGCUGGUUGUCCUCCUGGUUGGUUAAGGUUUGAAGACAGCUGCUAUUUCUUCCACAUUGAGCCAUUGAGCUUUGACAGUGCUCAACAAUAUUGCAACAAUAUGUCUUCGUCUAUGGUCAUUAUAGGGGAUGUUGAGGAACAGCGCUGGCUGCACCUUCAGACUGUGGGUAGAGGGUAUUUUUGGCUGGGACUCACAGACAGACAAGAGGAGAAUGUUUGGCGAUGGGUGGAUGGAUCAGAGCCUGUCUUUACAAAGUGGAGGCCUGGUCAGCCUGAUAACUGGAAUCAUGGACACGAGCAGGGGGAAGACUGUGUGGGAUUUACUCAUGGCGGCCAAUGGAAUGACUUUUAUUGUGAUGAACGCCACAGCCUCAUCUGUGAGAAGGCAACUGACAGAUCUAUAUGAAUCCUUGCAAAGAUCUGAAGACAUGGUAGCAGUAGUACACGUGAAUGUGGUGAGCUCAACCUGCAUGACUGACAGGCUCAUUGCCAAAGGAACACCAUUCUGACACAAGUAAUAUAAGACAGGAGGUACAAGCUAU
Xyrauchen texanus (razorback sucker) is the source of this 2704-nucleotide messenger RNA. RefSeq names its product collectin-12-like. Bases 361 to 2568 code for a protein of 735 amino acids. The transcript is spliced from 10 exons. The record is from RefSeq and is a predicted model, not a curated record. Lineage: Eukaryota; Metazoa; Chordata; Actinopteri; Cypriniformes; Catostomidae.